AUGUCUAGGUUUAUGCAAAGGGGAAGAGAUCAGACCUCGUAUUCGACCUUGUGCUUCUCUGAUUCUUCGAGAAGGACAUCAUCGGACCCCCUCGUCGCCUGGAAUCGCCACGUAGAGACCAUCUUCGCCGCGUUCUUUCGGUCGCUCCCUGCCGUGACUUUUCGCCGGGAGUGCUUGAGGACAAAAGACAAUGGGGCCGUCGCCCUCGAUUGGGUCUCAGCUGAUGAUCGCCAGCUGCCCUUUGAAUCCCCGGUGCUAAUUCUACUGCCUGGUCUAACAGGAGGAAGUGAUGACACAUAUGUGAGACAUAUGCUUAUGCGAGCACGAAAUAAAGGCUGGCGGGUUGUUGUAUUUAAUAGCCGUGGCUGUGCAAAUAGUCCAGUUACAACUCCUCAGGGAUGCCUAUUUGAAUUCAGAUUAUAGUUGUCCUACUCGACAUAAUGCAUCCAAUUCAGAGAGAAUCCAAACUGAUUUUCCAUCUGGUAAGAUUGUAAUGAGGGCUGAUGAUAUUCUCAAUAACACUUCGAGCAUUCCUCAAUGGUGGCACACAGCAUUAACUGAAAAGGGGCAACAAUUUGA
Molecule: messenger RNA, 579 nt
Organism: Asparagus officinalis (garden asparagus)
Lineage: Eukaryota; Viridiplantae; Streptophyta; Magnoliopsida; Asparagales; Asparagaceae
Product: embryogenesis-associated protein EMB8-like
Exons: 4
Coding region: 1-423 (140 amino acids)
Molecular function (GO): monoacylglycerol lipase activity; short-chain carboxylesterase activity
Source: RefSeq, a predicted model, not a curated record